AGGAGGAGGAGGAGGAGGAGGGACGCGCGAGAAGGCAGUAACUUUAAAGCCAGCUCAGAAGCCCAGACCUCCAGCCGAGCGGUUUGCAGCGCGGCGGCGGCGGCGGCGGCGGCGUUCAGUGUCUGGCCCGCCGGUCCGGUCGGGGUGUGCAGUAGGACGGACGAGCAGCGCGUCGCUGUCCCCCGGCGGCUGGAGAUGUCCGAGCCCAAGGCAAUUGAUCCCAAGUUGUCGACGACCGACAGGGUGGUGAAAGUAAUACCAUGAUGUGACGGCUUUCUUGAUUUGUACUUCCAGAAUGCAGCUUUAGAAAGUUGAAGAAAUGGAGACAGAAUAGAUAGCAUGGUCGGUCACAGGUGGGACUAGAAUGCAGCUGUCCCAUUUCCUCCAAGUCACCGACUUACAGCAAAAGAAGUAUUCGAUAACGAUGGGAAGCCUCGUGUGGAUAUCUUAAAGGCACAUCUCAUGAAGGAGGGCAGGCUGGAAGAGAGUGUUGCAUUGAGAAUAAUAACAGAGGGGGCCUCAAUUCUUCGACAGGAAAAAAAUUUGCUGGAUAUCGAUGCACCAGUCACAGUUUGUGGGGACAUCCAUGGACAAUUCUUUGAUUUGAUGAAGCUUUUUGAAGUGGGGGGAUCUCCUGCCAACACUCGCUACCUCUUCUUAGGGGACUAUGUUGACAGAGGGUACUUCAGUAUCGAAUGUGUGCUGUAUUUGUGGGCCUUGAAAAUUCUUUACCCCAAAACACUGUUUUUACUUCGUGGAAAUCAUGAAUGUAGACAUCUAACAGAGUAUUUCACAUUUAAACAAGAAUGUAAAAUAAAGUAUUCAGAACGCGUAUAUGAUGCCUGUAUGGAUGCCUUUGACUGCCUGCCCCUGGCUGCCCUGAUGAACCAACAGUUCCUGUGUGUACACGGCGGUUUGUCUCCAGAGAUUAACACUUUAGAUGAUAUCAGAAAAUUAGACCGAUUCAAAGAACCACCUGCUUACGGACCUAUGUGUGAUAUCCUGUGGUCAGACCCCCUGGAGGAUUUUGGAAAUGAGAAGACUCAGGAACAUUUCACUCACAACACAGUCAGGGGGUGUUCGUACUUCUACAGCUACCCGGCUGUAUGUGAAUUCUUACAGCACAAUAACCUGUUGUCUAUACUCCGAGCCCAUGAAGCCCAAGAUGCAGGGUAUCGCAUGUACAGGAAAAGCCAAACGACAGGCUUCCCUUCUCUAAUUACAAUUUUUUCAGCACCAAAUUACUUAGAUGUGUACAAUAACAAAGCUGCAGUAUUGAAGUAUGAGAACAAUGUCAUGAACAUCAGGCAAUUCAACUGUUCUCCUCACCCAUACUGGCUUCCAAAUUUCAUGGAUGUUUUCACUUGGUCCCUGCCCUUUGUUGGAGAAAAAGUGACUGAAAUGCUGGUAAAUGUCCUCAACAUCUGCUCAGAUGAUGAACUAGGGUCAGAAGAAGAUGGAUUUGAUGGCGCAACAGCUGCAGCCCGGAAGGAGGUGAUAAGGAACAAGAUCCGAGCAAUAGGCAAAAUGGCCCGAGUGUUCUCAGUUCUCAGAGAAGAGAGUGAGAGCGUGCUAACGCUGAAAGGCUUGACUCCCACGGGCAUGCUCCCCAGCGGAGUGCUUUCUGGAGGGAAGCAGACCCUGCAAAGCGCUACUGUUGAGGCUAUUGAGGCUGAUGAAGCCAUCAAAGGAUUUUCACCACAACAUAAGAUCACUAGCUUCGAGGAGGCCAAGGGCUUAGACCGAAUUAACGAGAGGAUGCCACCUCGCAGAGAUGCCAUGCCCUCUGACGCCAACCUUAACUCCAUCAACAAGGCUCUCGCCUCAGAGACUAACGGCACGGACAGCAAUGGCAGUAAUAGCAGCAAUAUCCAGUGACCGCUUCCUGUUCACUUUUUUUUUUUUUUUUUUUUUUGAGCUGCAGGGCAUGAUGGGGAUUGCUGCCUAUCAGCAGUUGGGUGUUCUUGCCUCUGAUGGUAGCUUAUUUGCUCUGGGGGCCAGGAAUUGGAUUCAGUUUACACUAUCAUUAAAAAAGAGGGAGAGAGAUAAUAAACUAUAUUUUGGUGGGGGUGGUGAUUAAACACCUCUUCGGGGUAUGCCUUUUAAAAAUGCUUAUAGGAAAAAAAACUUUAAAAAGAAAGCUAACGCUAGUAUAUACUGCAAUGUUAGGGGAAUGAACAUGUUUUCCUACUGCAUUGGGGACUUCUAGAUAGGUUAAUGAAAGGUCUUUUAUUAUGUUACUGGACACGAAAACUUUGUCUAAUUUCUUACUCUAUUGUACGUUUACAGUUGCAGCACUAAAAAUGGAUGACAUCAAACAUUUUUAACAAAAUGAUGUACAAACUAAAUAAGGACUAUUUAUUGAUAAUGUUUUGCUACUCUUGUCAGACAAUGGCUAUAAAAUGAAUUAGGCAGUCUUAAAAAACAAAAAAAAAAAACAGAAAAAGAAAAAAAAAGAAUGUUGCAAAUUUGUUAAAAUGCCAAAAAGGACAGUUUAAUUUUGUACAGAUUAUGCUUACCUCAGGUUUCUUUAGUGUGCUUGAAUGCCCUUCUUUCCAUAUAAACACUUAUCUUAUUAAUUUAGCAAUGAAUAUCUUUUCUUUUCUUUAAGUUUUAAAAAAACUGGAAUAAUUACAUCUAUCUUUUUUUGCUGUUUAUAUUUAGAGUUUUUUUUUUCGUUGUUGAUAAAUCAAGUCUUGGUUGUGGCUUGCCGAAUUAAAUAUUUAUGAGUGGUGCAUUUUUAAGUAUAGUGAACAAGACACCAUAUUAAGUACAGUGAUAAAGCAUCUAUAUUCUGUAAAAAAAAAAAAAUCUGCCUAUGCAUGUUUUUUAAGAAAAAAAAAUGGCUGUAUCGGCCUGUAUGGGACUGUAAUGCGCUUAGUGGUCUGACAUAUACUGGAAAUAUAUGUAUACUGGCGUACUUUAUAUUCUCUAAAAUGCUUAAUGCCUUUGAAAUUUUGUAAUCAAAAAAGCUUUGAAAAAAUCUAAAGGGGAGAGUAUUCUUAAAAGUUUUUAACAUAAGCUUGUCAGUGCACAUAUAGAUGGUUAGCAUGUUUAGCAAACCUUGUGAAAUUUAAAUAAGUUUGUAGUUACAUGUGAAACUCUAAAUGCAUGGUAACUGUUAAUGUCAUCACGGUUUAGUUCUUUUGUUCUGUUCUGUCACGUGCCACAAAAUAUGUACUUUUUUCACUUUUUUCCCUUUGUAUAUCAGUUACGGGUUACAACUGGUUCAUUCUGAAAACAACAACAAAAGUCCAUUCAUAUUUUUUAACAAUUGUAUAAGUGCCCAAGUAAUUCACUACAGCCUAAAGCCUUGCCUUUGUAAUUUGACUUCUGAAAUGUUGGCAAUCAAAGCAUGCACUUGUAACAAUGACAAAGACAAAGCAUUUUAUAUUACUACUCAAUAAAAUGUGCAUGAACUUAAAGAA
Messenger RNA from Neofelis nebulosa (Clouded leopard), 3428 nucleotides. It is a transcript of the gene PPP3CA, whose product is annotated as protein phosphatase 3 catalytic subunit alpha. Gene Ontology annotation, cellular component: cytosol; calcineurin complex; cytoplasm. Bases 463 to 1878 code for a protein of 471 amino acids. Gene Ontology annotation, biological process: calcineurin-NFAT signaling cascade. The record is from RefSeq and is a predicted model, not a curated record. Gene Ontology annotation, molecular function: calmodulin binding; calmodulin-dependent protein phosphatase activity. Lineage: Eukaryota; Metazoa; Chordata; Mammalia; Carnivora; Felidae. The transcript has 16 exons.